Molecule: messenger RNA, 1809 nt
Organism: Vicia faba (fava bean)
Lineage: Eukaryota; Viridiplantae; Streptophyta; Magnoliopsida; Fabales; Fabaceae
Source: the annotation of a GenBank genome assembly
AUGGCGAGAGUAAGAAAAAAAUCUACUCCCGAAGAAGAUGAACAAGAGAAAAUACAAAGGAAAGGGAAACGGAAAUUAGCUUCUACCGUCGACGACGAUGAUGAUGAAGAGAUGGAUGAGUUUGAGGUGGAUGGGUUUUUAGUUUGUAGUGAUGAAGAUGAGGAAGAUAGUGGUGAAGGAGAUAAUUCUAAGCAAUCACAAAAGAAGAAAAAGAAAAAGAGAUCGUCGAAAAACAUUGUUCUUGACGAUGAUGAUCUUGAGUUGAUCCGUGAGAACAAGAAAAAAAUGAAUGAUGGAAAGCUCAAGAGGCUUAAAAAGACUGGUGGCAGAGUUACCGAGCCGAUGGAACAAUCUUCUGAUGAUGAAGGAUCUAUUAAUGAUCUUUUCGAAGAGUCUGAUGAUGCUAAAGAUGAUAUGUCAGAUUUUAUAGUGGACGACAGGCCUGCUAUCUAUGGGAAGGGAGAUUCUCUCAGACCAAAAAAGUUUAAAGGCAUGAAACAUUCAUCUUCACUUUCAAAAGAAGCCAAACGAUCUGGCAAGUCAGGCAAUGAUCCUAAAAAUAUGGACGUAGCUGGAGAGGGUAGCUCUGUCGCUGAUUCAGACUUACCUGAGAGGAUACAGAUGAUUGAGGACAUUGUAGGAUCUAUUCCUGUUGACAGAAUGAGUAUUGAAGAAGAAAGUUCUUGGAUACUACGCCAACUUGCAUCCAACAUAAAUCCAUUGUUCAGUGAGGCCAAAUCCUGUGGACUAGGUGAUUCAGUAAAUAGGGACGAUAUUGUUAGGUUCUUGGAAUUGUAUCAUAUAAAGAAAUAUGAUAUUCCGUAUAUUGCCAUGUACCGUAAAGAACAAUGCCCCAGUCUUCUGAGAGAUGGUAAACAUGAUGACUCGGAAAGCACUUUAUUGAAUGAUGGUGAGGGAAAACCUAAACUGAACUGGCACAAGAUACUCUGGAUAAUCAAGGAAUUGGACAUAAAAUGGCUACAUCUUCAGAAACGAAAGAGCAUGCUCCAAAGAUACUAUAACAAACAUUUUGAGGAUGAAUGCCAAAUGUCUUUCCUUGCCGAAGAAUCCAGUUUCCACAAGCAGAUUUUUGACUCGGUCACCAAUAUGCUCGAGAAAGCUGAAACUGAGAAAGAGAUUGAUGACGUUGAUAUGAAGUUUAAUUUGUAUUUUCCACCAGCUGACGAGUUCUUAAGUAGUGGUUAUAAAAGGCCUCUGAUGAAGACAUACUAUUCCGAUUGCAGAAAGGCAGGAUUGUCUUCACUUGCUAGGAAAAUUGGAAAUCCUGAGAAAUUUAGUUCUCUAGUUAUUCUUAACAAGGUGGGAAUUGCCAGUGAAGAAGAUCCAGAGGAAUCUCCAGAGGAGAUGGCUGCAAUAUAUACUUGUGAAACUUUUCAAACUUCAGAAGCCGUACUUAAAGGCGCCAGGCACAUGGCUUCCUUGAUGUUAAGCUGUGAGAUACCUUUCAGGAAACAUGUCCGCAGCAUAUUUAUGGAUAAGGCUUUAGUAUCAACUAGCCCUACAUUGAAAGGAAACAUAGAAAUAGAUUCCUUUCAUGAAUUUGCUGGAUUUAAGUGGCUGAAGGACAAACCUCUCUUGAAGUUUGAGGAUUCUCAAUGGCUUCUCAUUCAGAAGGGUGAAGAAGAGGAACUUCUUAAAGUUGAAAUAAAGUUGCCUGAUGAUGCUGUUGAGGAGUUGAUGGCAGUCUUCAACGAUGCUUAUCUCAAAGACAGUGAAGGAACAUCUACUCAACUUUGGAACGAUCAGCUUUUGGAACAGAGUCUCUGUGGCACCGUAUCUAAACAAUGA